Symsagittifera roscoffensis is the source of this 751-nucleotide messenger RNA. Its product is annotated as vesicle-associated membrane protein 7-like. Gene Ontology annotation, biological process: exocytosis; vesicle fusion. Lineage: Eukaryota; Metazoa; Xenacoelomorpha; Acoela; Convolutidae. Gene Ontology annotation, molecular function: SNARE binding; SNAP receptor activity. The transcript has 5 exons. The coding region runs from base 9 to 665 and encodes 218 amino acids. The record is from RefSeq and is a predicted model, not a curated record. Gene Ontology annotation, cellular component: SNARE complex; membrane.
UAAUUGAGAUGAUUGCGUAUUCGUGUAUAGCGAGAGGUGAAACCAUUUUAGUUGACUGUAGCAAUAUAGAAGACCAGAACUACAGGGAAGUGGUUGCUUCCAUCCUGCCCAGCUUCCCCUCACGAGGUACAGAACGCAAGACGUCCUACAACGCCAAAGAUGUCCUGUUCCACACAAUUCUGCACGACGAUGUGCUCUACCUCGUAAUAUCUGAUCUGGAGUCAGGCUACGUCACACCGUACAACUUCUUAACCGAGGUGAAGAGGCGGUUUUGCUCCACCAGUUUGAUUGUGCGUGCCAGUUCAGCCGGCCCCUUUGCUUUUACUCGAGAGUUCCAGCCGGUUCUACAUCAGUUGAUGAUGGAAGCCUCCUCUGGAAACGUGUUUGCCGAUCUGAACUCACAAGUGGACGACGUGAAGAAUGUCAUGAAUGAGAACAUCGAGAAGCUGCUGCAGAGAGGGGAAACGCUGGACGACCUUUUGAGGAACACACAGAAUCUCGAAAUUGAGGGUAAUGCGUUUCGGACGAAAACGAGACGAGUGAAGAACAGGUUCUGGUGGGAGAAUGUCAAGAUGUGGAUUGUGCUGGCAUUCGUCAUCGUGACAGUUGUCACACUUACCACCCUAUUUUUCACGUGUGUUAUCAAAAUAGGACCCAACUGCUAGUAUGGUUCGGUCUGGCACGUAAUUAGGGGGGUUUCAAAAUUUGAAAAUCGUGACAUUCCAGCAAUAGUUUGCUUAGUUUAAAGGAU